AUGUCUGCCCCCGAAGCAAAGUGUCCAGGUUCGCCUGAAGGUGACAACGCCUGGAGGAGAAAGGAGGCGGCGGCAGAGCGCAUCUUGGAGCAUCCUGAGAGAACCACGCCGCUCCGGCUCCUCCAGCGGCCGGUCAGCGGGCAGCAGCUCGGCCUGGAUACCCGAGUGACCGGGGCACAGCAGCAGGCAGCCUCGCAGCCGUCCACUCAUAUUGCCCAGGCUACUUUCCAGGUUGAUGCAUUUAACUCAUCCUUCAUUCUUGACGUUGAACUAAACCAUGAUUUGCUGUCCUCCCAGUAUGUGGAGCAUACUGUUGAUGCAAGGGGAAAUUCUGUUCAGUCUGGGGUUGGCGAACACUGUUAUUACCAUGGCAAAAUCCAAGGAAAUCCAAAAUCCUCUGUGGCCAUUUCAACAUGUUAUGGACUACAUGGUAUGUUCUAUGAUGGAAACUACACUUAUUUGGUUGAACCAGCACAAAGAAAUGAUCAAAAUACUUUGAAUGACACUGAGCAGCAUUUAGUUUACCAGAUCAUUGGCCGUGACACUACUUUGCAGUUUCUACAACUUGAAGAUACUGAGAGGAAUGAUCUCUUUGAUGCUCGGCGUACUAUCCUUUUUAGGAAGAAAAGACAGAUAAGUCGAAUUCGCCGGAAUGUUCACGAUGAGACAAAGUACAUUGAGCUGAUGGUUGUUAAUGACCAUUUUAUGUUUAAAAAACAUCGUUUGUCGGUGGGCCUUACAAACAAUUUCGCAAAAUCAAUUGUGAACAUGGUGGAUAUGAUAUUCAAGGAAGAGCUCAACACCAGAAUUGUACUAGUGGCUAUGGAAACGUGGUCAGUUGACAACAAGUUCACCAUAGAUAUGAACCCUCAAGUAACUCUACGAGAGUUUAUGAAGUACAAGAGAGAUUUCAUUACAGUGAAGAGUGAUGCCAUUCAUCUAUUUUCGGGAACUAUGUUUAAAAGCAGCCAGAGUGGAGCAGCAUACGUUGGUGGAAUUUGCACACAGUCUAAAAGUGGCGGGGUGAAUGAGUUUGGAGGUGCUGGUGCAAUGACUGUCACACUUGCUCAAAGCCUGGCCCAGAAUCUUGGCAUCUUUCCAGAUAACAAAAGAAAGAAUGGUGAUUGCAAAUGUGAAGACCAAUGGGUCGGGUGCAUAAUGCAAGAUUCUGGGCUUUACCUUCCACGGAAAUUUUCUCAGUGCAAUAUAGAAGAUUACCAGGAUUUUUUGAACAAUGGUGGUGGUCACUGUCUCUUCAAUAAGCCUACCCGACUUCUUGAUCCUCCGGAGUGUGGCAAUGGAUUUGUAGAGGCAGGAGAAGAAUGUGACUGUGGUUCAAAAGCUGAAUGUAGCAAGGAGGGAGAAAACUGCUGUAUAAAGUGCACUCUCGUGAAAGGAGCCAAGUGCAGCAAUGGACUUUGUUGUAAAGAUUGUCAGUUUCAACGAAAUGGCUUUGUGUGUCGUGAGGAAGUAAAUGAUUGCGACAUUCAUGAGACCUGCACUGGAAAUUCUAGUGAGUGUCCACCAAAUGUGCAUAAAAUGGAUGGCUACGUCUGCGACAGUGAUCAGGGGCUUUGCUAUGGUGGGCGAUGUAAAACCAGAGAACGACAAUGCAAAUAUGUGUGGGGAGAGAAAGCAAGAGCUGCAGACAAAUUAUGUUAUGAAAAGCUUAACAUUGAAGGGACAGAGAAAGGAAAUUGUGGCAAAAACAAAGACACUUGGAUCCAAUGCAAUAAACAAGACGUACUUUGUGGCUAUCUGCUGUGCGAUGAUACCUCUGGUGUGCCAAGAAUUGGAGAACUCUCAGGUGAUGUGACUGUCUCUACCUUCUUACAGAAGCACAAGCAUAUCAACUGCAGUGGUGGCCAUGUCAUAUUAGAUGAAGUCACAGAUCUUGGAUACGUGCAAGAUGGAACCCCAUGUGGACAGGACAGAAUGUGUAUCAAUCACAAGUGUCUUCCUCUGAAAUCAUUUAAUUUCAGUAUCUGCCCUGGAGCUAGUGGUGCAAGAAAAUGUUCAGGACAUGGGACUUGCAGCAAUGAAGGAAAAUGUAUGUGUGACCUAGACUGGGAUGGUGCUGACUGCCAUAUAUAUGCACCAAAGGAAGUAGCAGAAGGACAAGGUUUUUUGUUGCUGGGCAGUGGAUCAAUUCGAACCAAUAUCAUUAUUGGUGCCAUUGCAGGAACCAUUUUGAUGGCAAUUCUCGUGUUGGCUGUUGCAGCAUUGUUUUACAAAAACUACCGAGAAAGAAGGCAAAUGCCACAAGGAGACUAUGUCAAAAAGCCUGGGGAAGCUGACUCUUUCUAUAGUGACAUACCUCCUGGAGUCAGCUCAAACUAUUCAGCAUCUAGUUCUAAGAAAAGAUCAAAUGGACUGUCUCAUUCAUGGAGUGAACGGAUUCCAGAUGAAAAACAUAUUCCAGAUGUCUGUGAAAAUGGUCGACCACGCAGUAACUCCUGGCAGGGGAAUUUAGGAGCCAAUCGAAAGAAAAAUAAAGGAAGAAAGUUUAGACCACGUUCUAAUUCCACAGAGACUUUGUCUCCUUCUAAGUCACAUUCAUCAUCCAAUGGGUCCAUUGCUUCUAGUAGGAAAUGCCCAUACCCAAUGCCACCUCUUCCAGAUGAAGAGGCAAAAGUUGGUCGACAAAGUGCACGGCUCUGGGAGACCUCCAUUUAGACUUCUAUUCAGU
Hemiscyllium ocellatum (epaulette shark) is the source of this 2689-nucleotide messenger RNA. RefSeq names its product ADAM metallopeptidase domain 22 (gene adam22). The record is from RefSeq and is a predicted model, not a curated record. The coding region runs from base 1 to 2676 and encodes 891 amino acids. NCBI's taxonomy places the organism in Eukaryota, Metazoa, Chordata, Chondrichthyes, Orectolobiformes, Hemiscylliidae. Gene Ontology annotation, cellular component: postsynaptic density membrane. The transcript is spliced from 32 exons. Gene Ontology annotation, molecular function: metalloendopeptidase activity. Gene Ontology annotation, biological process: proteolysis.